Molecule: messenger RNA, 1512 nt
Organism: Vanderwaltozyma polyspora DSM 70294
Lineage: Eukaryota; Fungi; Ascomycota; Saccharomycetes; Saccharomycetales; Saccharomycetaceae
Product: BTB/POZ domain-containing protein
Exons: 1
Coding region: 1-1512 (503 amino acids)
Biological process (GO): protein homooligomerization
Molecular function (GO): protein binding
Source: RefSeq, a predicted model, not a curated record
AUGAGUGUCCCUAUGCCCUUUGAAAGUGCCAAUUCAGAGAAGAGUGCUGGUAAUGAUGAUUUAAGAGAACCUAUUCCUCAGUUAUUACCUCAUCAGAAGAUGUACAAGAUUCAAAUUGGUUCCGAGUUGUUCAAAGUUAGUGGUGCUUCUUUGAGUUCCGACGGUCCAAGUUACUUCACAGAAUAUUUCUGUAAAAACUCUGAUAAAUCUGACGAUGUUCUGUUUAUUGAUAGGUCUGCUGAUAUUUUUAGUAGGAUUUAUCAACAUCUACAAGGUUAUGCAAUUCCGAUUAAGGAUGAGAUUGAAUAUACUAUGAUAUUUUCCGAUGCCAUGUAUUAUCAUUUACCUAGAUUAAUCUCCAUAUUAUCAGAGACAGAAUAUUUCUAUACAAAUGUUGGUGGCCAAACAUUCAAAUUUCCAAAGAAAUUGUUUUGUAGGAAAGGUGAUUCCCCAAAUUAUUUCCAUAUGACAACCGGUGUUCAUAAUUUAGAUCUAACAAAAUUUGUUGAGCUUUCGUUAAAACAAUUACGUCCACCACCAAUGUCCCCUCCAUAUAUAGCUAGAUCACCACAUUAUUUCUCAGAUUUGCUGAGCCUAUUAAGUGGUGCUUCCUUUGAAAUGGAUGAUGAAAAAAGAAAAUCAUUGAUUAAAGAAUGUAGAUAUUACAUGUUUUUGAAUUUGGAGCAAAGAUUGAUCAAAGCUAAAGUUAUUUUCAAUCCUUUGACACAAUUAGAGGAUAUAUUGCUUGAUAUGGUGGAUUUAAAUAAGAGAUAUGUUGUGACCCCAGACGUACCAGUGGAAGAUACUCCAGAUAGUGAUUAUAUGAAUGAUCCUUCUUCCAUUAAAUUAGAUAAGGAUGGCAGCUUAUCAUCUGAUGAAAGCCCUUGUUUUGAACCACCUUCCAAGAAGAAGAAAUUAGAUAGUAGCAGCGAUUGUUACAAAAAGAAAGUUUCUGGAUGUUGGAAUAUGAUUUCUUAUCAAAGGCCAUAUAUUGACGAUAACCAAAGAGAUCUAAUGUUUCAAAUAAACACUACGGACUCCUCAAUUGUCAUUAAUCUAGACAAGAAAUUGAUCCAUCUGACAUUAACGGGAGAAUCUGCUUCAGAAUUCGAUAAAAUAUUUGGGGCAGCUUUAUUAAAAGUCGGAAUCAAUUUGAAUAAUCAUAAAUUUAAAUUGCCGGUAGGAACAUCAAAGGAAUCGGUUCAACUCGUUCUUCCUGCGUGUUUGUCCCUAUGUAACUUAUAUGUGAACAGCGUGGAGUACCCAUGCGUAAGUUCAUUAUUAACUGAAUCAAACAACGGCAAUUAUCCAAACUGCGUUACAGCAAAGGUAGAACGCAUAAUAGAUUUCACUAAUUUGAACCAAUUGUCAUGUUCAAAGGGAAUAAAAUUGAAUUGUACAAGAUCUAUAUGGAAAAUUGGUGUCAGAUAUGGAAAGGUGAUGCUAAUAGCAAUCAAGGCUGAUACUUACCAUGGUGCAAAGGAAUAUUGUAAAUCUGUAAACUAUUUAUAA